AUGGCAAGAGGGGAGGCACCACCAACCCCACGCCCGUCCCCAACCCCGUCCACCCACCUGGGCCACGAGCCGCCGCCGCAGCCCCCCAGCCGACACGGCACGCCACAGGGCCCCCAGCGGCCCACCAAGCCCAGGAGGCUGGCUCCCGCGGGCGUGGCCCCGUCCACUGGAGCAACCCGCCGCAGGGCGGGAGAAGCACCAGGGCCCCGAUCAACCCCCGCCCCAGACCACCCACGGCGCAACCGCAAUCGCACACCCCUCCCCCCGCCGCCCGAGCACCCACCCCGCACCCCGGGCAGGCGCUGCGCCAAACGCCAGAGACCAGGGGAUGUCCACCUCACCAGCAAGGAACAGCAAGCCCCGCCCAGGGCCCUGCAGGCCCCACGAGGCCCCGCCGACGACCCUGCUGGCAGGAGGGUAGCGGCAGCCGCGGCGGCCCAGGGGGGCAAACAGGGCCGGAGACAGACUAAGGGGACAGAGGCGCAACCCCCCCAGCCCACCCCCGGGCCAGGAGGGACGCGCGGUAUGACACCCGGGGGCACCUCCCCGGUAUCCGGUAUAAGGAGAUGCGGCUCUGGCCGGGCCGUCCCAGGAGGGAACUAUGGCCGCCGCACACACCACCGAACCCCCGCCCCACUCCACCCCAACCCAGCCGGCCGGGGAAGGGACACGGCCCCCGACUGGCACUCGCACGGCACACCCCCCCGCCCGCGAGACCAGCGCGUGCCCGACAGGAUCCACGCACGACCAGACGUUCUAAGACAAGCCCCAGCUGAAAACCCCGGGACCGGGACCAGGACCAGCGACGGGACGGCACAGGGCAGGACGCCAACAAACCACCUGUGA
Nerophis lumbriciformis (worm pipefish) is the source of this 846-nucleotide messenger RNA. The record is from RefSeq and is a predicted model, not a curated record. NCBI's taxonomy places the organism in Eukaryota, Metazoa, Chordata, Actinopteri, Syngnathiformes, Syngnathidae.